Juglans regia (Persian walnut) is the source of this 1275-nucleotide messenger RNA. RefSeq names its product WAT1-related protein At1g09380. The coding region runs from base 81 to 1274 and encodes 397 amino acids. The record is from RefSeq and is a predicted model, not a curated record. Gene Ontology annotation, cellular component: plasma membrane. Lineage: Eukaryota; Viridiplantae; Streptophyta; Magnoliopsida; Fagales; Juglandaceae. The transcript is spliced from 7 exons. Gene Ontology annotation, molecular function: transmembrane transporter activity.
UCUAAACCUACAUCGAUCGCCAUCUCUAUCGAUCAUAAGAAAGAGUAGUGGUAGGGCUGAGAGAAACAGUGCAAGAAACAAUGGCUGGAGAUCUUAUGCCUUUCUUGGCCAACGUUCUGCUGCAAGUUGGGUAUGCAGGGAUGAACAUCAUCUCAAUGCUUGCCAUGCAAUCCGGCAUGCACCCACUUGUACUCGUCUCCUACCGGCAAAUUUUCGCCACCAUGGCGAUCGCUCCCCUUGCUUAUUUCAUGGAGUGGAGGAAGAGACCCAAGAUUACAAUACCAAUUUUGUUCCAGAUAUUUUUGUGUUCCUUAACAGGGUACGUACGUAAGGCGACAGGCAACCAACUUUUAUACUUUGAAGGGUUAAAAUACUCGAGCCCAACAAUCGGGUGCGCAUUAACGAAUACACUUCCAGCAUUCACUUUCAUUCUUGCUGUACUUUUCGGGCAAGAAUAUGUGGGAAUCAUGACAAAGCCAGGCCAAGCUAAGGUAAUGGGGACGAUUCUAUGCGUAGGAGGGGCUCUUUUACUGUCAUUCUACCAUGGACACACCAUAAAUAUAGUCGAAUCCAGCAUUCACUGGACUUAUGCAGAGAAUAUGGAAACCAAGAGUUCUGGUUCCAGUACUAGCCAGGGGAACUUCAUCUUGGGACCCUUUUUCCUAAUCUCUAGUUCCCUCUGUUGGGCAAUGUGGUUCAUUCUCCAAGCAAGAAUGAGCGAGAGGUUUCCAGCUCCUUUCACAAACACCACACUGAUGUGUUUCAUGGCCAGCAUUGAGUGUGGGAGCAUUGCAUUAAUCUCCAAACACGACAUUUCUGCAUGGUCAUUGAGCGAUCCAGUCCGGCUUAUUGCUUCUCUUUACACAGGAAUUGUGUGUUCUGCAAUAGCAUUUGCACUCAGUUCAUGGGCUAUACAGAUGAAAGGUCCUCUCUACGUCUCGGUGUUCAGCCCCUUGUUGCUUGUCGUCGUUGCCAUUUCUAGUUGGGCUCUGCUUCGUGAGCAAUUAUAUGUCGGAACAGCUCUAGGGUCUCUUCUCAUUGUGAUGGGGCUGUAUGCUGUUCUAUGGGGGAAGAAUAGGGAGAUGAUCAGACCGAGUGUCAUUGAAGAUCAGACAGCAGCAUCAAGAAAGCUAGGUCAAGAGAUAUUGAUGGAGAAUGAUCAUGAUCAUCAUGACUUGGAGCUGCAGUACUCGAAUGGAAAAUCAAAUGGCCAUCAUCAUCAUCAUGAUGUUACAGCGCCUAGAGAUCAAGAGAAACAAGGAGACAAAACGUAAU